AUGGCGCCAGCUCUAACAGAGCCAAUAAGUCCAAAGGAGAAGCUAACAGCCACAACGACCACUCCAUCAUCUACAAGAUCCAGCAGGAGGAUUGAUUCUGAAAAGAACUAUAAAACAAAUAAUAAUCAUAAUAAUAACAACCUCAAACAAUCUCCUCCGACCUUACGUGAAAAGCGGAAUUGUAAUAACAACAAUAAUACGAUAAUACCAGCAGCAGCAGUUGUCCAGGUGCCAACUACAUCCGCAACACGUUUGGCACGUUCCAGAGAUCGUUUACUUUCCUCGCCGAAGUGUAAAGAGUCGCAGCAGCAGUCUCUGCGGAAAUCCACCAUUCAGACAUCCACAAACGAUUCUACAAAUAAUGAGCAAAUGGGCUUAAGCACGGCCGUGUUAGAUACCAAAAAUCAGAUUAUCAAUCAGAAUACAAGUACGUCGGCAGAACAGGAACAUCAGCAGAAUAUAGAGGCAGAGGCAACAAAAAUUGUGGAGAAAUCAGUCAACGAGGAUUCCACCACGGCCAACACAACCACUUCAACAGCUCAACUUUUGGCCGAUUUGACAAACGAAGCCAUAACCGCGGAUAUUUGUUUGCGCAACCAGCUGAAGGACGUCAACUUAGUUAAAGUGGCCGAGGAAGAGGGUUCGGCUUCGCCGUUACAGCGAGAUAACGAUAUUGUAGUUAUAAAAUCCAACACUGCUGCAUCUCCCAGUACUGGCCUAGACAACACUGCGCACCACAUGGAUACGCAGUGUAGUAGCGAAGAAGAUGCAAAUGCCAAUCAAACCAUCACUACAACCACUACCACCAAUGAGUCCAACACAUUUCAUCAUCAAAAAUUGGCGUCAGAAGCAAACAAAAAUGAUGAGAUUUUCCAAGCGGGCGAAACCAAUCAUGUAGCAACAACAGCAUCAACUCAACACGAUUCCGAAGCUGUCUUCAUUCAGGAUUCAUCCGCUACACUACAGGAUGAUGAGUCCGGAUGUAAUAAAUCUCAAAAUGAAUGUCGUCAAUUAUCAAGUGACACUGUUGCUGUCAAUAUGGAUAUCUGUAGCAGUGCUCCGGCUGCAUCACCGCUUGGUUCUACCGAUUCCGAAGAGGAAACCAAAAAAGAAGGGAAUUCUAAACCAGAAAUUAUUUCUGUUGAAGAGCUGCCACCUGUAAAUACCGAUUCAACAAUGACAGCAUCCGAAGUUGAGGAUAAUUUAGAAGAACGUCUAAGUCAGUUGGAUGGAACAGCUAUUGACUCCCCGCCACCAAAUAAUGAUGCUGAUGUUGACGAUAAAGAGGAUGACGUAAUGAUGAAAUCUGCACAACUUAUUGUCGAAUCUUCACAUACCAACGCCACCAGCAGAACACCCCCGCGCACUCCCACACACCAGCAAUCACUUGCUCAGGAUAUGCAGGCGAUACAACAACAAUUGCAACACACACCUCCCACACCGAUAUCACAACAGGUGCAGCAACAACAAAAUUGCCUCACGCCCCAAAGUACGGUGUCAUCAGUGAAUACCGUUGGCAGCGGCAACAUACCUGCAGCAUUUAUUAAAGAAGCCGAAGCCGGCAGUGCCACCGGUGCUGAACUAGAAGAUCAAGAUAUCGAAGAAGUUUUCAAGGUGUUGAAAGGCUUUGAAGGUGGCACCACAUCCGAUUUAAAUGUCUGCGACUUGAAUGUUCUCUUCAACGAGGUCUACAUGAAAAUGAAUGAUGUUAGUCAGAGCCACGUCAGUGUGGCCAACAAUCCCUCAAUACAACCGGUAAAGCCCACCGAACUGGAGGAGGCUCAAAAGGACAUUGAGGAACGUCAGAGGCAAAUGCAACGCAGGGUGGAUAUACUGAUGAGGCGGCUGAGGAAACUGCAGUCACGCUACAUGUGUAAGCAUACCAGUGAAGAGAUUGCCGGCCUAUUCGAGUUGAGUGCCCGCCAAUUGAACAAAGGUGUUACAAAUCAGCAUCUAGACGUUAAUACUGGCGGCAGCAGCGAUCCAACAACAAACAUAAUUGCAGCCCGGCCGCCAGCCACAGAUUGGAAAAGCGAACAGGAGGAAUUGGUACCGGCUAAACAAAUCUCAACGCUUCUACGUAAAAUCGAAACAGUGGCCAAUGGCCAACAGCAUUGCCUGACCACCACUACCAGCAGCACCAUAACCACCUCCCACCACAACAAUAAUUUUCAGCUAGCAUCAACCAAAAAAUCGAAAAAAGCUUUAUUGGAGGCUCAACAAAAUGCAGCUACCGCUGCUGCAGCUGCUAGCAAUUUGAAAACUAUGGAUACCACAUCGUUAAACAGCUCAGCAUUGGAAGAUCGCAAAGCCGAAGAUAUUAUUGUAGCUACAUUUGAUGAAAAUGUAACAACCGAAUUGACCCAGGUGGCCGGAUUAUUACAAAGUGAAAUGUAUGAAGUACAAAGGGCCAUUGAUUCCGAUGCCACCGAAUCAAGUUCGGGUGGUGAGUCAGCCGAUGAAAUGGUCAUUUACAACAAUGAACAACAACAAACGCUGCCGAUAACAAAACGCGCUGCAUGGCGUUAUUCACGUGAUCGUGCUGCCAUUGCUUCACGCUGGUCGUGGCUGCUCUCCCAAAUUGCCGAUUUAGAAAUAAAAAUACGCCAACACAGUGAACUCUAUCAGGAAAUUGUCAAAGCCAAAGGUCCGGUGGUAACAUGUUCGCAUGAAAAUGGCAUGAAAGUCGUUGGUGGUGAAGUGGCGGAUAACAAAGACGAUCUUCUUGAGGGUACAUCGUGUCGAACGCGUGGCUUUAAUACAUCCCAAUUCCGCAAACGCAAACUAAUACAGACAACAAAUAUGCAUACCAUAUCGAAAAAAGCAGCAAGACCGAGCACAAUCAAAUGCGGUUGCCAAUGGCCAAUACAUCCAUGUGCAUUAUGUACGGGACGUGCCGAUCCAACGGCACCCAGAGAUUUGCCCGAUACCAUGAUGAUGUCUGAAAGAAUAGCAUUAUUGGAUUCUGGUUAUCAUCCGGUUCUUAGUUUUCGAGAAAAUGUCAAUAAUGCCCUACACUUUGAAGCCAUUGCCAAACAGCCGGAUUGGCAGCAGCGUGUAAUGCGCUGCCCGACCAAACAUAUUGCGAAAAAUGUUUGGAAAAGUGAACGUGAGGCAGUGGCUGGUGGUGGUGGUGCACCAAUGAAACGUCGUUAUGUCAAGAAAAAAGAUCGCGACGACAAGAACACACAACAACAACAGUCAAGAGGUACAAUGCCCACGUCAUCAUCAAUAAGUGAUGGUACUGCUGCUGCUGGGCUCACACAAAUGGCGUCGUCGUCGACGAGUUGCUCAGUAAACGACCAAACGACAACAUUGGCUACAACAACGUCCACAACGCCACUUGUGGCCAACAGUAAAUUAUUAAUCAGUGACCAAAAGUGGGAAAAAACAAACCUGCCAGAUACUGAGCGAUGUCAUAUUGAGGGAGCCGCUCCACAACAACAGCAACCAGCCAUCGCCUCUCCGCCACCAUCAACAGCAGCAAUGAAUUCAAUUCAUCAAACGAGCGAUUGUCAGCCGACGAUGACAAGCUACGAUCCAUACAAUCUCAACCCAACACAUUCAUCAUCGAUCUCCCAACAGCACCCACACAGCAAAAGUAAUAAACAUCGUAAACUAUCAUCAGCAUCGACAGCUGCUGCUGCAACAUCUCAUCAUUAUAAUCAGCAUCAUAAUAACCACCACCAUCUAUAUAAUGGCGUUGGUGAAUCCACUUUUAUACAUAACAACAAUAAUAAUUAUGAAUGGUCUGCUGGUGGUUUUGAUUCACUAACAGCACGAAGUCGAACCUCUUCUCCAACGCAUGGCGGCAGUGGUAGCACCAGUUAUUAUCAUAGUAAAACUGAAAGAUCAUUUGAUCGUAAAAAUCGAGUUUCCUACGAUAUUGAUAAUAUUGUGAUUCCAUAUAGUGUCGCUGCAGCUACCAGAGUUGAAAUUCUACCAUAUAAAGAAAUUCCAACGCCAAAAUGGCGUAUUGUUAAUACACCCUCGGCGGCGGCAAGCGAUGAAACAACAAAUAUUGAAAUUGUGAAUCAAAAAAAUAUUGCAUCCAAUGGUGGCGGCGGUGGCGACGACAACGAGGUCGGUAAUGAAAUACACCCCAGUAUUCAGACAUCCACUAAAGAAAAUGAAUGCACGAAAAAGUCACCACCAGCGAACCCCCCCGUCGAAGAAGACGAAGACAAAAUGAAAAUGGUGCCGCCUUCUUUAUCGGUAGUUGUUAGCAGUGCUCAACACAAACUAAGUGAUAAGGAAAAUAAUUUCAAAUCCGAUCAAACUGCCACUACCACAACUAACAGCGAUGUUGUCGAUAAUGCCUCAAACUGUAUAGAAAAUGGACAACAGAUUAAUGAUGCUGUAAUAAGUAGCUGUGAAAUUAAGGAACCACAAGAGAAGAAAGCAAAAAUAGAAUCAAAUGUGAUAAAAGUUCAAAUACAACAACAACCACAAACAGCGACAUCUGUUUCCUCUUCCUCGUCCUAUACAACGUCCGUACAAAUUGCAAAUCCUAACGAGAAGAUGAACAAGAAGGAUACUUCAGGUGUUGCUGCUGCUGACAAUACGCCUGAUGUGGUGGCUGGAGACGAAGAAGAAUAUUGUGAAGAUAUAUCCGAUGAGGCCAUGAUUUUAAGGCAUGAACGUGCCCUGACUGAGGAACGGCGUAAAUUCCAAACAUUCUUAAAAUUCCCCUGGAGUACUCGUUCAAGAGCCAAUCGACGUAUUGAUAGUCGGGCUGAAUCGAGUGGUGCGAACACACCAGAUCCCAGUUCACCGGCACCGCAUACGCCCAGUGUUGGUGGUGGGGAUCAAGAUAGUAUACCAUCUCCAUCAACUCCAUCGACACCUUUGAAUAUAUUGGAUACUAUUUCAGAGGCGGGAGAUAAUUCAACCUCAUUUUUGGGCGUUGGAUUUAUGCCGAGUCACAAUAGUAAACGCCAGGAAAGAAGGCGUACAACAUCGGCGAAACGUGAUUUUGAACGACGAAGUUCAACUCCUGAUUCCAAAGAGCUUAUACCACCCUAUGAACCCAUGAAAUUCCCCCUAACCGAUGAACAAUUCGAAGAACUGCAAAGUGCUAUGCCCAGCGAACACAAUGAAGAUAGCAAACGUUUCGAUGAGUGUUAUCUACCAGGACGAACACGUUAUUGUAGUGGUCCUGCUGCUGCUGGCACAUCUUCAAAACGUUCCUCACGCUCCUCCACAAUGUGUGGUGGCGAACGACGCACUAAGGCUGCUGCAGGGGGUGGUUCAAUAAAAACGACUUCUUCCACAGAUGAUGUCAAUGCCAUGAUGACACUCGAAACAAUGCAACAACACAUUCAUGAUGAAGACUACGAUGAUUACCCGAAACAUCAUUUGGCCACUAAUAACGAUGAUCAUUUGACCGCCGAUGAUUGUGAUGAUCCCGGUGGCAUUAUGCACGACGAUAUGUAUGGCGAUGAUUAUCUGUAUUCGAAUAGACAACAGCAGCGUAGGCAUCAUCGCCAUAUUCAUGAUGAUGAUGAUGGCGACAGUGAUGGUGAUUCCACAGAAACGGAGCCGUUUCAAGAUGAUGAUCCAAACGAUCCGGAAUGGCGUGGUGAAACAGAGGAUCGAUCGCGUAAGAAAACUGUAUAG
Molecule: messenger RNA, 5619 nt
Organism: Musca vetustissima
Lineage: Eukaryota; Metazoa; Arthropoda; Insecta; Diptera; Muscidae
Gene: nsl1
Exons: 15
Coding region: 1-5619 (1872 amino acids)
Cellular component (GO): NSL complex
Molecular function (GO): histone acetyltransferase binding
Source: RefSeq, a predicted model, not a curated record